Molecule: messenger RNA, 459 nt
Organism: Geodia barretti
Lineage: Eukaryota; Metazoa; Porifera; Demospongiae; Tetractinellida; Geodiidae
Source: the annotation of a GenBank genome assembly
AUGACCCAAGGCAAGCUGGAUGAGCUAACGGCGGAACUGGACCAACUCCGCACCGUCAGGAAGCCGGCCAUCGCCGAGCAGAUGAACGCUGCGCGAACCCGCGGCGGCAGCGAUGACAACGGCGAGCAGGAUGUCGCCAAUCAGGACUUCGCCUAUGUGGAGGGUAAAAUCCGCUCGCUGGAGAGCCUGAUUAACAACGCGGUCAUUGGCGACUUUGAGCACGCUGACGACAGUCCACCUGGUGUCGUGGCGAUGUGGGGUCGGGUCACAGUGGAACGCGAAAACGGGCAACAGAUGCAGUACCAGAUAACCGGCUCGUUGGAAUCCGACCCCGCCCAAGGGAAAAUUUCCCAUGUGUCCCCAAUCGGCAAGAGUUUGUUGGGCAAACGCGCCGGCGACAUUGCCGAAAUACAGAUUCCCAAUGGCAAGAGCAAGCUAAAAAUUAUCUCGGUAAGCUAA